Pseudomyrmex gracilis is the source of this 2716-nucleotide messenger RNA. Its product is annotated as pre-mRNA-splicing factor SYF1-like. Gene Ontology annotation, cellular component: U2-type catalytic step 2 spliceosome; Prp19 complex; post-mRNA release spliceosomal complex. NCBI's taxonomy places the organism in Eukaryota, Metazoa, Arthropoda, Insecta, Hymenoptera, Formicidae. Gene Ontology annotation, biological process: mRNA splicing, via spliceosome; generation of catalytic spliceosome for first transesterification step. The record is from RefSeq and is a predicted model, not a curated record. The transcript is spliced from 15 exons. Bases 86 to 2653 code for a protein of 855 amino acids. Gene Ontology annotation, molecular function: protein binding.
UCCACGAGCCGACAGCCGAGCGAACACGGACGGCAGUAAUAUUUGCGGUAUUUUGUUUUACAGGUUUUGUUUUACAGGCUUGACAAUGAUAGAACGUAAAGACGACGAAGGGAACUUAUAUACGUUUAAUGAGGAGGAUUUGCCAUACGAAGAAGAAAUACUACGAAAUCCGUAUUCAGUAAAACAUUGGCAACGUUACAUUGAUCAUCUGAAAAACACAAAAAGUAAAAAUUUGAACAUGGUAUAUGAACGGGCAUUGAAAGAGCUACCAGGCAGUUAUAAGUUAUGGUAUAAUUACCUUCGACAACGAGUGGACCAGUUGAAAGGUCGAUGUAUAACGGAUCCGUUAUACGAAGAUGUCAACAAUGCCUACGAACGGGCUUUGGUAUUUAUGCAUAAAAUGCCACGAUUAUGGAUGGAUUACUGUACACUAAUGACAGAACAAUGUUAUAUAACUCGAACGCGUCAAGUGUUUGAUCGCUCUCUUAGAGCACUACCUAUUACACAACAUCAUCGCAUAUGGCCAUUGUAUAUUGAAUUUUUGAAAAAACACAAUGUCUAUGAAACUGCUGUCAGAGUAUUUAGAAGAUAUCUAAAGUUGGCACCGGAAGAUACAGAAGAAUAUAUAGAAUAUUUGAUAUCAAUUGGAAGACUUGAUGAGGCUGCUGUGAAAUUAGCACAAAUUGUCAAUCAAGAUGAUUUUGUGUCUAAACAUGGAAAGUCGAAUCAUCAAUUAUGGAAUGAAUUGUGCGAUUUAAUAUCGAAAAAUCCUUCCAAAAUAAAAUCCUUAAAUGUAGAUGCUAUUAUCAGAGGUGGUUUAAAACGUUACACCGAUCAGUUGGGACCUUUAUGGAAUUCCCUGGCUGAUUAUUAUGUUCGAAGUGGUCUUUUUGAAAGGGCAAGAGAUAUAUAUGAGGAAGCUAUACAAACUGUUACUACUGUCAGAGAUUUCACACAAGUUUUUGAUGCUUAUGCGCAAUUUGAAGAGCUUAGUCUUAAAAAGCUCAUAGAAGAAUCAGCAACUAAUCCUACUGAAGAAGACGAUAUAAAAUUGGAAUUGAGACUAGCGCGAUUGGAACACCUAAUGGAAAGGAGACUAUUGUUACUGAACUCUGUAUUAUUGCGACAAAAUCCGCACAAUGUAGCAGAAUGGCAUAAAAGAGUGAAACUUUAUGAAGGACAACCACAUGAGAUAAUUAAUACAUACACAGAAGCAGUGCAAACUGUGCAGCCACAAUUGGCAGUUGGUAAAUUGCACACACUGUGGGUCGCAUUUGGCAAGUUUUAUGAAGAAAAUGGGCAGAUAGAAGAUGCUAGAGUGGUGUUUGAAAAAGCAACUCAUGUACCGUACACCAAAGUAGAUGAUCUCGCUUCAGUGUGGUGCGAGUGGGCAGAAAUGGAGAUUAGACAUGGAAAUUGCAAGGAAGCUCUAAAACUAAUGCAUCGUGCCACUACAAUGCCAGCUAGAAAAGUAGCGUAUUAUGAUGAAACGGAAACAGUCCAAAUGAGAUUGUAUAAGUCUCUAAAAGUAUGGUCUAUGUAUGCGGACUUGGAAGAAAGCUUUGGAACAUUUAAAACUUGUAAAGCUGUAUACGACAAAAUAAUUGACUUGAAAAUUGCCACUCCUCAAAUUAUUAUAAAUUAUGGCUUAUUCCUGGAAGAAAACAACUAUUUCGAAGAAGCAUUCAGGGCAUAUGAAAAAGGCAUUGCAUUAUUUAAAUGGCCAAACGUUUAUGACAUUUGGAACACAUAUCUUACCAAAUUUUUAAAACGUUACGGCGGCACGAAACUAGAACGUACCAGAGAUCUCUUCGAACAAUGUUUGGAACAUUGCCCACCAAAAUAUGCCAAAGCUUUAUAUUUGUUGUACGCAAAACUAGAAGAAGAACACGGUCUAGCAAGACAUGCUAUGUCUGUGUACGAACGAGCGACAAAUGCUGUUCUCCCGGAAGAGAAAUUUGAUAUGUUUAACAUAUACAUUAAAAAAGCUGCGGAUAUAUAUGGUGUGCCAAAAACUCGACAGAUUUAUGAAAAGGCCAUAGAAGUGCUUAAUGAUGAAAACACCAGAGAAAUGUGUUUGCGGUUUGCAGAAAUGGAGACCAAAUUAGGAGAGGUAGACAGAGCGAGAGCGAUAUAUACACACUGCAGUCAGAUAUGCGAUCCAAGAGUUACAUCGACUUUCUGGCAAAUUUGGAAAGAAUUCGAAAUUAGGCAUGGCAAUGAGGACACAAUGCGCGAGAUGCUUCGCAUAAAACGUAGCGUGCAGGCUAUGUAUAACACUCAAGUGAAUAUGAUGUCUGCACAAAUGUUGAAUAAUGCAACUAAUCAAGUAUCAGAUGUUCCCAUGGACGCUAUGCGUUUAUUGGAUAGUAAAAUUAUAUCGAAUACAGACACUCCAACCGAACCUAAGAGAGGUAUUACAAGAGAUCCUAACAAUCUCACUGGUAUUAAAUUCGUACGUGGAGGAGUAGAAAAAGAUGGCAAACCAGAAUCUGUAAAUAAUCCAGACGAAAUUAACAUUAAUAUAGAUGACGAUACUGAAAAUGACGAUACUGAAGCUGAAAUUGAAGAAGAUAUAGAUAUCGAAAAACAAGCUAUACCACUUCAAGUAUUUGGCAGUUUAAAAACAAUCGAAGCUGAAGAUGAUGAUUAAUACUUUUAAUUUAUAUGUGACAUACAUUAAAAAUUUAUCAAUUAAACAGUAUAUUUUUACUUA